Molecule: messenger RNA, 1425 nt
Organism: Tupaia belangeri chinensis (Chinese tree shrew)
Lineage: Eukaryota; Metazoa; Chordata; Mammalia; Scandentia; Tupaiidae
Gene: PRMT1
Product: protein arginine methyltransferase 1
Biological process (GO): peptidyl-arginine methylation, to asymmetrical-dimethyl arginine; chromatin remodeling
Cellular component (GO): nucleus
Molecular function (GO): protein-arginine omega-N monomethyltransferase activity; histone methyltransferase activity; protein-arginine omega-N asymmetric methyltransferase activity
Source: RefSeq, a predicted model, not a curated record
AACUGCUAGGAGCUAUUUUCAGACGUGCCGCCUCCGUUGCCAAUGAGAUCUUCUGGCGGGGUCGCGAUGGGCGGGUCGUGGACCCUCCGGUAUAAGGCGGUCCCGGAGGAGUGAGGAGAAGGGGGGUCUCGGCGGCCAGAGGAGGAGUAGGUGCGGGUGAAGAUGGCGGCAGCCGAGGCCGCGAACUGCAUCAUGGAGAAUUUUGUAGCCACCUUGGCUAAUGGGAUGAGCCUCCAGCCGCCUCUUGAAGAAGUCUCCUGUGGUCAGGCAGAAAGUAAUGAGAAGCCCAAUGCCGAGGACAUGACCUCCAAAGAUUACUACUUUGACUCCUACGCCCACUUUGGCAUCCAUGAGGAAAUGCUGAAGGACGAGGUGCGCACCCUCACGUACCGCAACUCCAUGUUUCACAACCGGCACCUCUUCAAGGACAAGGUGGUGCUGGACGUGGGCUCGGGGACAGGGAUCCUUUGCAUGUUCGCUGCGAAGGCCGGGGCCCGCAAGGUCAUUGGGAUCGAGUGUUCCAGUAUCUCUGAUUAUGCGGUGAAGAUCGUCAAAGCCAACAAGUUAGACCACGUGGUGACCAUCAUCAAGGGGAAGGUGGAGGAGGUGGAGCUGCCGGUGGAGAAGGUGGACAUCAUCAUCAGCGAGUGGAUGGGCUACUGCCUCUUCUACGAGUCCAUGCUCAACACCGUGCUCUACGCCCGCGACAAGUGGCUGGGUGGGAGAACGUGUACGGCUUCGACAUGUCCUGUAUCAAAGAUGUGGCCAUCAAGGAGCCACUUGUAGACGUGGUGGACCCCAAGCAGCUGGUCACCAACGCCUGCCUCAUCAAGGAGGUGGACAUCUACACCGUGAAGGUGGAGGACCUGACCUUCACCUCCCCCUUCUGCCUGCAAGUGAAGCGGAAUGACUAUGUGCACGCGCUGGUGGCCUACUUCAACAUCGAGUUCACCCGCUGCCACAAGAGGACUGGCUUCUCCACCAGCCCCGAGUCCCCGUACACGCACUGGAAGCAGACUGUGUUCUACAUGGAGGACUACCUGACGGUGAAGACAGGCGAGGAGAUCUUCGGCACCAUCGGCAUGCGGCCCAACGCCAAGAACAAUCGCGACCUGGACUUCACCAUCGACCUGGACUUCAAGGGCCAGCUGUGCGAGCUGUCCUGCUCCACCGACUACCGGAUGCGCUGAGGCAGCGCCUGGGUUCCUCCGCCCCAGCCAGGCUGGCCCUGCAUGGGCCCAGGGGCUGUGGCGGUCUUAGGCGGUUUUGGGGCUCCCCCUUCCUCCCCCUUCCCUCCCUCCCUCCCACAGAAGGGGGUUUUAGGGGCCUGGGCUGGGGGGUGGGGAGGGCACAUCGUGACUGUUUUUCAUAAUUUAUGUUUUAUAUGCUUGCAUUUACGCCAAUAAACCCUCAGCUGGGACCUGG